UCUUUCAACCAUAAACUGUGACUUUGGUGAGGCAGAAGAUCUUUACCUUAACAAGCCAAUCGGAAAAGAGCGUUGGUGGUGUUAAAAAGUUUUCUCCAAUUAUGUCACAAUUAAAACAUUUGUCCACGUUGAUGAAUAUUGCAUUGGGGUGUGAUUUUGGUAGAUGCUUUUCACACGCAGCAGCAGCAGCGUACGCUUUUAUGGGGCUGUCUUUCUGUUUGGAGCCUUCAAAGAGGGAGGUCGUUGUGGGCGACACCAAUAUUGCCUUUUUUGGAUCGGACAUGAUGCGUUUACUUCUUGAAUGGGUCCGUACUCGGAUGACGUACUACUACAGGCGGUACAAAUAUUUCUCUAACCACACCGAUUGUUUCACCCAUAUUCGGGUGUUAUGUCAUUACUUUGGUGAGUAGUUUGAGAUGUGUUUUUUUUUCGAGUUUGACAAAAUUUUCCGUCAAAUUUCAGCUUUGGAGGGACACCGGGACCUGUAUUGGAUGAUUAUGUUGUUUCUGUUGUCUCCACCGCUGAUCUUUUUCAGCUUCCAAAUAAGUCGUUCGAAUUCGCUUCUGGAGGGUAGUUAUUUUGGCAUAACGAUGAUGUUCCAUUUCAUCACGAUUUUCAAAAUGACCAUAAUCCGGAUGACCUUCGGUGAGACGCAAAAUUUGAUGAACUACUUCAACGCGCACGUGUUUCACCGGGACGAUCCGGUUUGCUAUCAGCUGCGUCGCAAGGAGUAUUUCAUCACGUGGAAGAUCUUCUUCGCCAUCGGGUCUUACGUAACGCUGAACGGAUUGGCCCACAUCUUCAUUUCGAGACCGAUCAGUCCCUACAUCGGAAUUCAUUCGGCGGAGGUCCGCUGGUUCCACUAUCUGGUCGUCCAGAUGGUUUCGAUUAGCGCGCUGCUGCACCAGAGCAUCUACAUGACGUCGAUUCUGAUCGUAUCGUUCCUGAUGCAUUGGUUUCAGGUCGAGCUGAAAAUUGUCGCCACCGCUUUUGGAAUGAUCUUUCACGAUAAGCCCCCGAGGCCACUAAAGAAAGGUCAAAACAGUGAGCGAAUCAGGCUUCAACGGGAGGAAAUCCACUGGACCGGAAUCGAGAGACGGUUGAUUUAUUGCAUUAGUCGUCACGGAGAAAUCGUUGAAUUGAUCAAACAAUUAAGGAAAAUCGCUCAACCGAUAUUUUUCGCCCUUGGAUUCUACAUCGUGACAACGAUCUCAACCCUAAUCUUCGUCAUCAUUAAAGACCGACACUUUAACAUUCUUGGAGUUGUCCAUGUUGUGGCAACCAUUGCUGAGUUCUACUACUAUGCCCAUCUGAUUGAUGAUCUGGACGAAAGGAACCACAUGAUUGCGAAUGCCCUCUAUGCGCAGAACUGGGCACAGCAUCUGCGCUACAGCGAAGGGCAGUUUGCGAAACACUACAAAAGCUGCAAAACUAUGAUACUGAUUGCGAUCAUGCAUUCUCAGAGACCGUUCCGGUUCACUUGCGGGGGCCUGUAUAAGAUGACCCUAUCGGUGUUCACGGUCCUAAUCGAGACGCUCUACUUUGCCAUAACGUUUAUGUUUAAGACCAUUAAAAUUAAGAAUUGAAUCGUUAAAUAAUACAUAGAUGUGGACAGUACUGCUGAAAAUAUUAAAGUUAACUGAAUCACCUCUAUUUGUUCAAUAAUAGGUAGGGGAGAUAAGGGCAUAAUGGCCAUCUUAAGAAGGGCGUUUAUUGAACCAUACACGAAAAAAAAGGUAAAUUUACAGAGGAGCGAGGUGUGUUUUUAAAUUUUACCUUUUUUAAUUCACCUAGCAAAAUAGUAAAUAACAAGGUGUAGGAGGUGUAACGAUUUGCCAAAUAAAUCGAUUCACGCGUUGCCUGACAUCACUGUUUUUGACACUUCGCGAUUCCUGUUUUGAUUCCUUAUUUUCCAAUUCUACACGCUGAGGAAGCAAAGCAAACAUUUGGGUCCUCAUUUAAUUCUAAUUCACACGUUUUUAUUAAUAGUUCUCAG
Molecule: messenger RNA, 1996 nt
Organism: Uranotaenia lowii
Lineage: Eukaryota; Metazoa; Arthropoda; Insecta; Diptera; Culicidae
Exons: 3
Coding region: 417-1586 (389 amino acids)
Biological process (GO): sensory perception of smell; detection of chemical stimulus involved in sensory perception of smell
Cellular component (GO): plasma membrane
Molecular function (GO): olfactory receptor activity; odorant binding
Source: RefSeq, a predicted model, not a curated record